Messenger RNA from Phycodurus eques (leafy seadragon), 2817 nucleotides. Its product is annotated as interleukin-17 receptor A. The coding region runs from base 262 to 2610 and encodes 782 amino acids. Gene Ontology annotation, molecular function: interleukin-17 receptor activity. The record is from RefSeq and is a predicted model, not a curated record. The transcript has 11 exons. Lineage: Eukaryota; Metazoa; Chordata; Actinopteri; Syngnathiformes; Syngnathidae.
AGGCGGAAGUUGUCACUAUUGCUAAGCAGAGGAGGUUAUAAUGAGUCUAAAGUCGGCGUUAUUUCCCUUAUUCUCAAUUUACUAGAUACACCGUUUAUGGCGUUUAACAGAGAAAAACUAGGGCGUCUUUGUGUUGCGAUAAUCUUGUCUUUGUCGACUUGGUAAAGCUUCUCAACUUAGCUUUAGCUUGCUAGCUGCCAACAAGCAGACGGCGGAAGUGGUCUGGUUUCGAUAAAUCACGACAGCAGCGCGCUCGUCAAGAUGUGUAAAGUCCGAAUGCUGAGGGCUUUGGUGGCGAGGCGGCUAACCGAGGCCGCCGACGAUAUAUUCGGCCUCUUUGAGAGGACGAUAACUGAGUACGAGGAGGAACUGUGUCGCUCCAAAGAGGAGAACGAGCGACAGCGACAGCUACUGGACACGUUUCUCAAGUCUAGUGUACAAGUACACGUUCAAGACAUACCACAGCCGACCGACAUGAAAGAAGAGGUGACCCUCGACAGGCACGAGUGGAGCGCCAGUGCAAAAGAGCAAGAAACACUGGAAUCCCGCCACAUUAAAGUGGAAGAAGUCUGGACCAAUCCGGAGGGAGAAACUGGGAACAGGCCAGGUGAUGAAGUCAGGUCCUCACCCCUUCAACACAGAAAAAGUCAGGAAAAUGUUGAGCCAAAGCUUCGAACCAGCAGCUUGUCAGCAGAAACUGCUGAAGACAACCGCGAAGCACCGCAACCGUACAGCCGCUUCGAUAUAUCUGCUGACCACAUGACGUCGGACUCAUCCGACGAGACUCUUAACGGUAACACAGACUCCCAGGGUCACAGCAAAAAGUUUCAGUGCGGCGACUGUGGCAAGAUGUACACGUCCAGAGCAAGCUUGAAAAGGCACAUGAUGAGUCACACCGGCGAGAGACCUCACAGUUGCUCGGGUCUUGAUAGCUGCACAAUUAAGUAUAACUGCACAAACAAGCCCAAGGUUGUGCCCCGGCAGAGUGCACCCACCUCUCCUGAGUGGGGUCCAGACUAUGUGGGAAUUGGUCAGGACAACCAUGUGCCUGUUCCCAUUAUAAAUGUAACGUGGAAGCUAAGGUCAGAUGCAAGUGUAUUAACACUCCGGGGGUCACAGUUGCAUAUUGUCGAUAAGCAUAUGAAUCCAAGUCUGUGUGUGCAGUUCAUUUACAGUAUCAACCAGCAGCUUAAUCCCAAUUUUACCAAGUGGACAUUUUCAUUGACUGGGGUGGUGGUGGAGGCUGGCCAUGUGUAUACACUUUCAGCUUUUAAUUUGCCACGACCCGAUUUUGGAGAUUACACCAUCACAAAGCAAGUUACUAUCCCAGGAUGUGAUGACGAGAGAAUCCGAAACUCCCAGAUGUGUUUGGAAAAUGGUAGCCUUUGGGACCCUCAAGUCACGACUGCUUUGUCAGUGGAGAAACAUCAAAUGUUGUCUAUUGUUGUGGGCUUUGAAGCAGACAACUAUUCCAACUUAUAUCACGUCUCCAUUCAGAGUGAUGGCAUCUAUUUCUCAAAGAAUGUUUCCAAGGAUUACAGAACAUUUCUGAAUGUCACCUUUGCCUUGGAUGUGUCACAGCUCUUAAAAUGUGAAUUGUCGAUAAUGGUGAGUUUUGCUUUGACCACUCCCCCGCUUCAAAAAAAGAUCUGUCUGUCUAAGUUGAAUGUUUGUUUUUUUUACUUACUUUUUUUCUUUUUUUUAAAGAUCAAGCCAUUUUUCACAAGGUGCAUAAAUGACGGCUGUCGUCCAGAGCAAAUGAAUAUCAAUUAUUGUUUGUAUUUUCCACCACGGACAGCAGUGAUUAAGGGCGCUGUGGGAUUGCUCUUUGUUGGUGUUUGGUUUGCCUCUCUGCUCUGGUGUGCAUCUCGUAAAGAUCAGGUCAGUGUGUUGUCAUCUGCCACUGACCAGCAGCUGCAAUGUUACCAGGUGCAAGAAAGAAAAAAAGUCCUCAUACUCUACUCUCUUGACCACCCUUUAUACAAAAACAUCGUCCUCAAGCUUUGUGCCUUCCUGACGGCCAAAUGUGGCAUUGAGGUAAUCCUGGAUCUGAUGGAUUUCACCCGACUGGGAAUACUGGGCCGUAUCCAAUGGCUAGACUGGCAGAGAGAGCGAAUGGAAGGCUCCUCAGAUAAGAUCCUCCUCCUGUGCUCACAAGGAGUGCAAGCCAAAUGGAGAGCCAUGUGUGGAGAGAAGCCGGUUCUCCUGAGGGAAGACUUGUGCUCGCCUGUGGGCGACAUGCUCACUCCAGCUCUCAGCCUCAUUGUUCCUCAUCUGGUGCACCGCGCUUCCUUCGAGAAGUACAUGGUGGCUUACUUUGAAGAGAUUUGCUCCCCGGAGGACAUCCCCUCGCCGUUCAACGUCACAGUUCGAUACAAGCUCAUGAAGCAGUUCGAGGAACUUUUCUUCCGAAUCCUGGACACCGAAAAGCACGGGCCGGGUAGGGUUUGUCACAUUGAAGGACUUGCAGAGGGCGAGUAUCACCACUGCCCCUCAGGUCGAGCCUUGGAGGAGGCCUUAGAGGUUUUCCGGGCGUACCAGCUGAAGCACCCGCAGUGGUUUGAAGAGGAACUAGUAGAGGACUUGGAAGUUGAGGAGCGAGUCCUAUAAUGCUGGGGUAUUAUUUUUAAAAGUGCAUACCUAUGAGGAUUGACAGACAGUAAAACAAACAUACUAAACCAAUACCUCCUCCCUAUCUUAACUCUUUGACUGCCAGCUGUUUUCAAAUCAGAGUUCUCCAUAUUGCCCGACGUUUUAGAGCGUUUUCACUGAUCUUUCAAGACCCACAGAAUAUUGUGUCCUGAGACAAUAAAAGCA